AUGGAAAAGCCUCAUUUAGCCAAGAUAACUAGGCCUAUGAUGAGUUUCUUUGGACAAUUGACAGUGAUGAUGGGUUUGCGAUUGCUCUUGAUCAGAAAAGAUAGUAGAUACCUAUUGGCUGGUGCACUAUUCCCAGCUUUGAUGACACUCAUUGCCACUGGAUUGAGCAGAGGAAUUCAAAAUACUAUUCCAAGCACUGCUGUCGUCUCCGCCAUACCUAUUGUCGCUUCGGAUUUUUCUCAAGGAAGCGCUUCUUCCCUUCUCGGCAUCGUUGCAGACUCGUCAAGUCUGAGCAAACUCAACAUCAUCACAAGCCCAGUCACCUCCUACCUGAUGGCUCUCGGCGCUCCCUCCAACUUAACGGUUGUCUCGUUUGAUUCUAUAUCUGCAUAUGCUUCGAAUGUAACUUCGGGAUACAAGUCAUCGACGUCUGGCACUGUUUCGCCUGGUGGCUUUUAUUUGGAUGGAGAUGCUACUUCAGUGAUAUACUCGCAGUCUGCUAGCUCCUCCAUUUUACCGAUACUCGUGUCUGCUUCUAGUAUCGCAGCACAAGCUGCCGCAAAUGAUACUUCGCCACUAUAUACCCGUGCAGCAUUGAGCACCCUCCCUGCGUCGACCAAAGCUUCUGACGUAUCUGCUGGAAUCCUGCCCAGUUUCAUUGUAUACGGACUGAGUUUCACGAUGCCGUUCGUUGCUGGAGUUCUCGUAGACGAAAUUGAAAUGGGAAUGCAGCAACAGCUUACAACCGCUGGAUUACCAUUGUCCAUAUACUUUGUAUCGGCAUUCUUGGUUGACGGACUGGUAUACGUGUUUGGAGUAUUUGUGAUUCUGAUCGUGAUAAGGGCAUUCGCUCUGCCGGCGUUUAUGGCUACCAGUUUUCUUGCGUGGUUUCUGCCGAUGCUAUGUGCAGGUCCAGCACUCAUCUGGUUGGCGUAUAUCGUUUCGUUCUUUUUCAAAAAAUCAGCAACAGUUGCUCCGUUUCUCUCCAUUAGUAUGGCCAUCUUUAUCUUCAUUCCAUAUUUCAUCGUUUACUUUUUCGAAAACAACAUUAUUGAUCCAUCAACAGUUUUUGGCCUGACUAUCGUCAUUCCGACUUUUGGACUUUAUCGAGCUAUUGAUGAAAUCGCAGGAACAGCCAAAUCAAACCCGUAUACAAUAUCCGACUGUUUCAAUGCAAGCCGUCUCGUGCUCCCAGUAUGCCUCAUCCUCUUACUAGACGCCUUGAUUUAUGCUGGAAUCGUGGCCCUCUUAUCACACUUACGGGCUACAGGCCAAACAUUGCGCCAAUUCCUGUUUCUUGCAGCCAAACCAAAAGUCCAGCAUGGUGAUAUGGAGGACUAUAAAGCUGAUCAGCUGGAGUCGGAUGUGGCUGCUGAACGAAGCCGGUUGCUUCAGGGACAGGAUGUAGCUUCGGAUGCCAUACGAGUGCUGGGACUUUGUAAAGAGUUUCCUUCGACUACAGUUGAUGAAGUUAGUGGGAGGAAGGUUGCCACGAUUCUUAAGAAUUUGUAUAUGUCUGUCAGACGGGGGGAGACUUUUGCGUAUUUGGGUAUUAAUGGAGCAGGAAAAUCCACCACAAUCAAAAUCCUAACCAACUUGCUUCCACCCACAUCCGGAAUGGCUACAGUGGGACCGUAUACUGCCAUACCAUUCGACAAACGCAUUCCCGCAAUCAUUGGAGUUACCCAACAGCAAGAUAUAUUAUGGAAAAACUUGACUGGACGUGAACAUUUCAUGCUGUAUUCGAGACUCAAGGGUCUUUCUACACAAGAAGCACGACUAGAUGUAGAGACUACCAUUCAAAAUGUCGGGUUGAGUGAACCUGAUAAACGAUCAAAGCAAUUGAGUGGUGGUAAUAAACGAAAGAUAUCUGUUGGAUGUGCUUUGGUUGGAAGGCCGGAGAUUCUUUUCUUGGAUGAGCCAACGACUGGAAUGGAUGUUGAAGUCAGGCAAACGAUUUGGGCUACCAUAAACGAUCUGAAAGAGAGAGGAGCUACGAUUGUUAUUACCACACACAGCAUGGAAGAAGCCGACGCACUAGCUUCCCGAAUCGGCAUCCUCGCAAACGGCCACCUAGCAGCCCUCGGCACUCCCCAACAUCUCAAGAACCUGUACGGCCAGGGCUACAAAAUCACCGUCCAAACCACAUCCCCAGAAUCCGCUAAAGCGCUCCCACAAGCCAUGUCCCCAAAGCUGAAUCUCAAGGUAGCUCAAAUCAUUGGUAAAACGGUACAGUUUGAGAUGCCGUUGGCAUCUGAUACCGCCAGUCCUGAGGCGUUAAGUCAAUUGUCUGAGGUCUUUGAGGCGUUUGAGGAUGCCAAAUUGGGGUUUGGUGUGACGGAUUAUAGUAUUGCCCAGAAUACGUUGGCGCAUGUGUUUAUGUCGUUGGUUAAUCAGACGAGAAAGAAGUGA
Synchytrium microbalum is the source of this 2412-nucleotide messenger RNA. RefSeq lists its product as uncharacterized. Gene Ontology annotation, biological process: transmembrane transport; lipid transport. Gene Ontology annotation, cellular component: intracellular membrane-bounded organelle; membrane. Gene Ontology annotation, molecular function: ATP hydrolysis activity; ATP binding; ABC-type transporter activity. The coding region runs from base 1 to 2412 and encodes 803 amino acids. Lineage: Eukaryota; Fungi; Chytridiomycota; Chytridiomycetes; Synchytriales; Synchytriaceae. The record is from RefSeq and is a predicted model, not a curated record. The transcript is spliced from 10 exons.